UCCCGUCGUUCAUUUAGCCAGCAUUACCCAAGAUUCUUUGUGGUUGUCUGAUGUUAUUCAAGAAGCCGAGUCAGUCACAAUGAAUCGAGAAUGCGUCCUUAAUGGAAGAAGAAAAUGUGGACGACAGCAGCGUACAGGAGGUUAUAGGGCUGCUACUUACUCCAAAUGAUGGGAGCAAGAAUGAAGUGGAAUCUGCAGUGGCUACCUUAAACCUGGUGGACGGUUCUUCUGGUCUUGGUGUUAAACUGGGUGACGGAUCCACUGCUUUUCUGCAAGGACUGGACCACAAGUUCUUGGGCACGACCCUUACACUAGAAGAUGGAACAACCGCUUAUAUUCAGGCCACUGGCAAAGGCACCAUCGAAGGUCUGGAAGCUGUCCAGCUGGAAGACGGCAGCACAGCGUACAUCUCAACAACGGCGGAACACCUCUUGGAUGACGGCAUUUCGGCUCACGUAUCCAGCGAUGGAAGUCAGGAAGAAGACGUCCACUUGAAUGUGAGCCGUGGCAGUGCCAGUGCACUGGCAUUGGGUGACAAGGCGUUUCAGUGCACUUACGAAGGCUGCGGGAAGCUCUACACAACACCGCAUCACCUCAAGGUUCAUGAGAGAACGCAUACGGGCGACCGUCCUUUCAAGUGCACAGCUUGUGAGAAGAGUUUUGCGACGGGUUACGGUCUAAAGAGUCACACACGGGUUCAUACGGGUGAGACCCCUUACAAGUGCAGCCAUUGCAGCAAGACUUUCAAGACCUCUGGAGACCUGCAGAAACACCUGCGUACUCACACUGGGGAACGUCCCUUUGUGUGUCCCUUUGAGGGUUGUGACAGAGCAUUCACAACUUCCAACAUCCGUAAAGUUCACAUGCGUACACACACGGGAGAGCGACCCUAUGUAUGCCAAGAAGAAGGAUGUGGGAGAGCAUUUGCGAGUGCUACAAACUACAAGAAUCACAUCCGCAUUCAUACUGGAGAAAAACCGUACGUUUGCAUGGUGGCCGCAUGUGGGAAGCGUUUCACCGAGUAUUCGAGCCUCUAUAAACAUCACGUAGUUCACACCCACAGCAAACCCUACCUGUGCAACCUGUGUGGUAAAAACUAUCGACAGACUUCUACCCUGGCUAUGCAUAGGAGAACGGCUCAUGGCCUCAUCGACAAGGCGGAGGAGGAUGAAGAGAGCAGCAAGAAGAAAACGGUCCUGCAACAAGAGAGCGGCACAAAUGUUUUAACCCUGCAGUCGGGGCUUACAUUGGACACACUCGGGGAAGAAGGGACUUUUGUGCAAACUCCAUCUGGUCAGCAGAUUGUAGUGGUAGUGAAUCCAGCCCAGCUGCUUUCGACGGACAUCCUGGCCGAGGGAUCUCAGGCGGAUGUUGUCAUCACCGCUCACACUUUGGACGAUGACGACGAAUGAGUCUUGUAUAUACUUCACUCAUAUGCUAUAAAGAAAUAACUUUCGUUUUA
This is a messenger RNA of Ornithodoros turicata, 1462 nucleotides long. Its product is annotated as zinc finger protein 143-like. The record is from RefSeq and is a predicted model, not a curated record. Gene Ontology annotation, molecular function: RNA polymerase II cis-regulatory region sequence-specific DNA binding; DNA-binding transcription factor activity, RNA polymerase II-specific. NCBI's taxonomy places the organism in Eukaryota, Metazoa, Arthropoda, Arachnida, Ixodida, Argasidae. Gene Ontology annotation, biological process: regulation of transcription by RNA polymerase II. The transcript is spliced from 10 exons. Gene Ontology annotation, cellular component: transcription regulator complex; chromatin; PcG protein complex. The coding region runs from base 102 to 1412 and encodes 436 amino acids.